Messenger RNA from Saccostrea echinata, 6444 nucleotides. RefSeq lists its product as uncharacterized. Bases 1 to 6444 code for a protein of 2147 amino acids. Lineage: Eukaryota; Metazoa; Mollusca; Bivalvia; Ostreida; Ostreidae. Gene Ontology annotation, biological process: DNA repair; telomere maintenance. Gene Ontology annotation, molecular function: DNA helicase activity. The record is from RefSeq and is a predicted model, not a curated record. The transcript has 4 exons.
AUGCCUCGCAAGAAGUACUGGAGGAAAAGCACUGCCAUGAAAGAGUUACAGACUGACAGGACUGAGGAGACUGGCCUCAUGAAAAACAGUAAAACAAUGUCUGACCUGGACUUGACUGAGGAGACUGGCCUCAUGAAAAACAGUAAAACAAUGUAUGACAUUAGAAUGACUGAGGAGACUGGCCUCGUGAAAAACAGUAAAACCAAUGUAGACCCUGAGGAGCCUGCCCUCAGGUUACAAAAAAACAGGAAAACCAAAGAAAGUUGUGAAACAAAUUUGUGCGAUGAACUUUGUGAAAAAGAUUUGCUCAAUGAACUCUGGAAAAAAGAUCUGCUCAAUGAAUCUGCUGAAAUGAUUUUGCAAAAUAGUUUUGUUGAAAAAAGUUUAGCCAAAAAAAUUUCUACUACUGAAUCUUCACAGUAUAUGAGUGGCAAUGUUGGAGAUAAAACCUUACAGAAUUAUUACAAAGAAUUGAUAGACAGAAUUUUGAUAUCAGGAGACCAAAUUUAUGGAAAGACUGUUAGAAGUUUGCAACAAAGUGGAAAGUUUCACAACAAACUUUUAAACUUUGAUGAAUUGCCAAUGAAUAUAUCACUGGGAGAGAAUCAUCAUGUUAUUCAAAAAUUUGAAACUAUUUGGGGAUUGGUUGUCUCUGAGAAAGAAAAUGAAAGGGAAACAAUUGCAAGAAAGUUGAAAAGGCGAAAUGUAGAAGUGAGAGGAAAAGAAAAAGAACUGGAUAAAGCUGCAAGGAAAUUGAAAAGACAAGAUAAUGAAGUUAAUGAGAAAGAAAAUGAAAGGGAAACAACUGCUAGAAAGUUGAAAAGGCAAAAUGUUGAAGUGAGAGGAAAAGAAAAAGAAUUAGAUAAAGCUGCGAGGAAGUUGAAAAGGCAAAAUGUUGAAGUGAGAGGAAAAGAAAAAGAAUUUGAUAAAGCUGCAAGGAAGUUGAAAAGACAAAAGAAUGAAGUUAAAGAGAAAGAAAAUGAAAGGGAAACAACUGCAAGAAAGUUGAAAAGGCAAAGUGUUGAAGUGAGAGGAAAAGAAAAAGAAUUAGAUAAAGCUGCAAGGAAGUUGAAAAGACAGAAUAAAGAAGUUAAAGAGAAAGAAAAUGAAAGAGAAACAACUGCAAGAAAGUUGAAAAGACAAUAUGAAAGAUUGAAUAAUAGACAAAGGAAACAAGACAAAAGAAUAAAUGAAGAAAAUUGUAAUGAAGAAAAUGAAAGAAAUAGACAAAGGCAGUUUGGAAACUACUUACAGGAUUGCAUCCAAAAAUUUCAUGAAAAGAUUAAACAUGGUCCAGUUUUUGUAUGCUCAUGUUGUCAUCAAACAUGGUUCAAAGAAAGUGUUUUAAAGGUGGAAAACACACAUAUGGAUGACACAACUAAAACUAGAUAUCUUACUGGUAUUAUUUCUGUUGGAAAUGCAGAAUGGAUUUGCAAUACUUGUUAUUCAGCUGUAAGAGAAGGAAAAAUCCCCAAAUUGUCUGUUUUAAAUGGAAUGACAUGGCCACCUAAGCCAAAAGAAUUGGAUUUGUUUCCAUUGGAAGAAAGAUUAAUAUCACUUAGGAUACCCUUCAUGCAAAUUAGAGAGUUGCCAAGAGGUGGACAAUAUUCUGUGAAAGGAAAUAUUGUGAAUGUUCCUGUGGAUAUUCAACCUACUGUAAAUAGCUUGCCUAGAAAGAUGGAUGAAAAUAUCACAGUUCCUGUGAAGUUAAAGAAAAGGUUGUCUUACCAAAAGUGUGAUUAUCAUGAAAAUGUACGACCAUCAAAAGUAUUGAUGGCAUUACAUUGGCUUUUGAACAACAGUGACUUUUAUAAGAAUGCCAACAUCAAUGUUGAUGAUAGAUGGUUUCAAGAAAUUACAUCUUCAGCAAAUGAAAUCGUUGAAGAAUUCGUGCAAACACAGACGAGAAAAGAUCAAAAUAUUGAUAAUCUUGAUACAGAUGAUGAUGAUGAUGAAUUCUGUGAAGUAGAUGGAGUUGAUAGGGAUGGUAAUUGUGAUACUCUGUUAGAUGAUGCUUCUCGAGACAUGAAUCAGAUAUACACCUUUGCUCCAGGAGAAGGACAACGUCCGCUUAGUUUAUAUCAAGAUCAGUCUGCAGAAUAUUUAUCGUUUCCAACAAUAUUUUGUGGAAAGGGAAGAUUACAAGAUAAUGAAAGACAAGUUCGUGUCUCAUAUGCAGAUAUAGCUAAAUGGGAAUUGAGAAGUGUUGAUAGACGUGCUGCCCAAUCUGUUCCAAAUUUGUUUUUCAAGUUGAAAAAAAUACAAAUGAAGCAAGUUACAGACAAAUGCAACCUUGCACUUAGGAAAUGCAAAACCAAAGGAAAAUCCAUGACAGCAAAUGAAAUGAAAAAUCCUGAAAAUGUGAGUAAUCUUGUUAGACACAAUGAAGGUUUCUUUGUCUUCAGACAGUUACGAAAUUCACCUGCAUAUCUUGAAACUAGAAAAAAAGAUGUAUUUGCUAUGAUCAGACAAUUAGGUUUACCAACAUGGUUUAUGUCAUUAUCUGCAGCUGAUACAAGAUGGAAUGAUCUCAUCAGAGCACUUGGAGUGUUAAAUGAUGGAAAGGAAUACAGUGAUGAACAAAUUGACAGUAUGUCAUGGUUUGAAAAAUCACAAUUGGUACAAAAGGAUCCUAUUACAUGCACUAGGUACUUUGAUCACAGGUUCCGCAUGUUUAUGAAUUCAGUGUUGAGAAGUGACCACCAUCCAGUUGGCAUUGUAAAAGACUUCUUUUAUAGAAUUGAAUUUCAGCAGAGAGGGUCACCACAUGUUCAUAUGAUCGUUUGGAUAGAAAAUGCUCCAAAAUAUCAUGAAAAUAAUGAAAAUGAGAUACUAAAUUUUGUGGAUAAUUACCUUAAAUGUGAAAAGAAUGAAGAGGAGGAUUUGACAGGCUUACAAGUACACAAACAUUCACAAACAUGUAAAAAGAGAAGUAAAGCUGUAUGCAGAUUUGGCUUUCCCCUUCCUCCUCUUAAAGAGACUUUGAUUUUGGAGCCACUAGAGUCUGAUGUUGACAAAUUUAAGAAAAUGUAUGAUGAUAUUCAAAAACAGCUAAAUGAUAUGAAAAAUGGAUGUGAUUUGUCCUAUGAGGAGCUCCUGAACACAGUAUUAAAAAUAUCCGAGGAAGAUUACAUGAAAUGUAUAAGAAGUUCACUGAGAGGUCCAAAGGUUUUUCUAAAGAGAAAGCCAUGUGAUAUGAGGGUAAACUCAUACAACAGUGUUGUUCUUGAUGCUUGGAAAGCUAACAUUGAUAUUCAGUAUAUUUUGGACCCAUAUGCAUGUGCAAUGUAUAUUGUUUCUUAUAUAAGUAAAUCUCAAAGGGGGAUGAGUGAUUUACUUAACAGAGCUGCAAAGGAAGCUAGAGAAGGAAAUCUUGACAUUAAAAGACAGGUACGCCAUAUUGGAAACCAUUUUCUCAACAGUGUAGAAGUUGGAGCACAGGAAGCAGCAUAUUUAGUAUUACAAAUGCCAAUGACCAAGGCAUCAAGAGAUGUUGUUUUUAUCAACACAAGUCCAUCAGAUAAUCGAGUAAUUCUCAUCAAAACAGAUGCUGAAUUGGAAAAGUUAACUCCAAAUUCUACAGAUGUUGAAUGUAGCAAUGUAAUUAAGCGAUAUGCAAAACGCCCAAAACAGCUUGAAAACUGGUGUUUAGCUGAUUAUGUCUCACAACUAGAUGUUGUAUUCCCUAAAGAUAAUGAAAAAGAGUUCACUGCAAAUGAAGUGAAUGAUGAUGAUGAUGAUCAGGACAAAAUGUCAGAUGAUGAAGAUAAUUCAAGUCUUGAUUUUAGUGAAAGUGAUACACUUGUUACUCUGAGAAAUGGCAUAAAGAUCAGACGACGAAAAGUACCUAGGGUAAUUAGAUAUGUGCGGUUUAAUAUCAAAACUGAUCCAGAAAAUUACUAUAGGGAAAAACUAAUGUUGUUUUUGCCUUGGAGAGAUGAAUCUGUUGAUCUAAUAUCAGGAACUGACACAUUUGAGAAGUCAUUUCAUCUGAAGAAGUCUUUUCUUACACAUAAGGUCAAGGAAUAUGAAUUUAAUGCUGAACAGCUUGAUGCAGCUUUGCAAAUGGCAACUGAUGAUUUUUCAGAAGCUUUUGAUGAAUUGGCACCAAAUGCUCAACAGAAAGAAGCAGAAGAUGAAAGCGAGGGAAUUAUUGAAUCUGAAAACUUUGUUCAGUUUAAUCCUGAAAGACCUAUUGAACAGAGACAGUAUGAUAUAGGAUCAGAUAUUGGCAUUCCAUCUACAAGACAAAUAACUGAAGAAAGUUCUGUUAGAUUACCAGACAGUGAAUACUUGAAACUGCUAGGAAGUCUAAAUGUAAAGCAGCGAGAAUUUUUCAAUCAUGUCUUGCAAUGGGUCAAAACAAAGUCGGAACCUAUUUAUUCAUUUUUAUCUGGGGGUGCUGGUGUUGGCAAAUCUGUUUUGAUUAGAGCACUUUAUCAAACUCUGCACAGAUAUCUAUGUUCUAUAGAAGGUGAAAAUCCAGAUGAUAUAAGAAUACUUCUUUGUGCUUAUACUGGCAAGGCAGCAUAUAACAUUGGAGGGGCAACUAUAGCAUCUGCUUUCCAUCAAAAAAUUAAUCAAAGUCAACAAAGCUUGAACUGUGAUGAAUUGAAUACUUUUCGUACAAAGUACCAAAACCUAAAAUUGAUCAUAAUUGAUGAGAUAUCCAUGGUUGGCAAUAGGUCAUUAGCACUCAUUGAUAGUCGUCUACAACUUCUUACAGGCAUCAAAAAACCAUUUGGUGGCAUUAGCAUCAUAGCUGUUGGUGAUUUCUUUCAACUUAAACCUGUGAUGGACCGUUGGAUCUUUCAGGAUUUGAAUCAUGAUGCUCAAGCUCUUGCAAACAACCUUUGGAAGGAACAUUUUUGUAUUUUUGAGUUGGAUGAAAUAAUGCGCCAGAAAGAUGAUCUUGCAUUUGCUCAACUUCUCAAUCGUCUUCGCUACAAUGCAAUGACAGCGGAAGAUAUGAAUGUAAUACACAGAUGCAUGAUAACGGAAACAAGUGACAAUUAUCCACACCAUGCUCCUCAUCUCUUUACACAGAAUUCUAAAGUAGAUGCAUACAACAAUCAGUUGAUUGAAAAACUUGAAGGAGAAAAGGUGACAGUGAAUUCAGUGGAUACUGUCCUUAAGGAUUAUUCAAAGGAACUUAAGGAAAAGCUCCUCAGGUCACUAUUGAAAGCAGAUGAUGUCAGCAAAACUGCCAAUUUGAUGCAAAAUUUGAUCCUUGCUGUUGGGAUGAUAUAUGAUAUCUCAGUCAAUGUUGAUGUAUCUGAUGGUUUAACAAAUGGGUCAUCAUGUAAGAUAGAAUUAAUUGAAAGGAGAAUGGAAAGCAUAUCGAGACCAAGCAUCGUUUGGGUAAAUUUUUUUGACUCUGCUAUUGGGAAAACAACUCGCAAGAAAUACAAACAUUUGUUUCAUGAUGGAAUUACUGUGGACUGGACGCCAAUUUUUGAAGUUCAGCGUUCUUUUGUAUUGAAUUACAAUACUUUUCAGAGAAUUCAAUUUCCAUUACGACCAGCUGCAGGGAAAACAGUUCAUAAAGCCCAAGGCUGUACUGUUGAUGAAAUUGUUAUUGAUUUGUCUCAAACUAAAGUGAGGAAAACUCCCCAUAUUCACUAUGUAGCACUAAGCCGGGUACGUUCAGUAGAUCAUCUUCAUAUCCUAAACUUCAAUGAGCAGGCAUUGGCUAUGGAUGAACAAGUGGUAGAGGAAAUGGAAAGAAUGAAAAGAGAUGUACCACUACAACUUUGUUAUGUUCCAGUAUACCAUGUUGAUUUACACUCUUUCAAAAUUGCUUUCAACAAUUGUAGAUCACUUCAUAAACACUUCCCACAAAUUCAAAAUGAACCAAAUAUUGUUGCAUCAGAUGUAGUUGGAUUCUCAGAAACAAGAUUAACUAGUGCAGAUAUGGCAGAAAAUUAUCAACUACAGGGAUACACUGCAGUAUUUAACCAUGAGGUCACAGAUUGUCUGGAUAGACGUCCACAUCAUGGGACAGCAGUAUAUGUGAAAAAAGAUUACAAAACAACCUGCAUCUCAAAGCUGAACAGUGGUUCUAUGGAGUUCAUCAUGGUAAAUGUACAAUUAAACCAAAGCAGAGAUAUCCAAUUUGUAGUUAUUUACAAAUAUCCAUCCUGCUCUUUUGGGGAUUUUAAACGUCAUGUGGAAAUGCAUAUAAAGCCCUUGAUUGAUGACCAGAGAGACUUGGUAUUCUUAGGAGAUUUUAAUUUUGAUUUGUGUGCUGGGCAUACAGACUUUCUAACAUUUAUGGAAAAAGGCUUUAACUGUAAACAAAUUGUACGCAAGACUACUCAUGACUCUGGUUCUAAACUUGACUUGAUUUUUACAAACAAAUCCCCAUGUGGAACAGAUGUGAUUGAAGCAUACUGGUCAGAUCAUAAAAUGGUGUACUGUGCAUUUGAUAAGACUGAGCAUUAA